CCGAAGUGGCUGCGGUCUUUGGACCCAACGCCCGGAAGUACUGCCUCGCGCUCCGGAAGCGAUUCCUCGGGCGCGCGCCCUGAGCCUCGCUUUCCGUGAGACGUAGCGCGGAGCGACCCAGCCAGCAAGCGAGGUGAGAUGCCGGUGGCCGUGGGCCCCUACGGACAGUCCCAGCCUAGCUGCUUCGACCGCGUGAAGAUGGGCUUUGUGAUGGGUUGCGCCGUGGGCAUGGCGGCCGGGGCACUCUUCGGCACCUUUUCCUGUCUCAGGAUCGGAAUGCGGGGUCGGGAGCUGAUGGGCGGCAUUGGGAAAACCAUGAUGCAGAGUGGCGGCACCUUUGGCACAUUCAUGGCAAUUGGGAUGGGCAUCCGAUGCUAACCAUGUUUGCCUACUAUAUCUACACCUUCCCAUCAGCCCCAGCCCAUGUACUAUAAUAAAACAAAGUCUGUAAGUA
This is a messenger RNA of Carlito syrichta (Philippine tarsier), 454 nucleotides long. It is a transcript of the gene ROMO1, whose product is annotated as reactive oxygen species modulator 1. Gene Ontology annotation, cellular component: TIM23 mitochondrial import inner membrane translocase complex. The transcript is spliced from 3 exons. Bases 139 to 378 code for a protein of 79 amino acids. The record is from RefSeq and is a predicted model, not a curated record. NCBI's taxonomy places the organism in Eukaryota, Metazoa, Chordata, Mammalia, Primates, Tarsiidae. Gene Ontology annotation, biological process: protein import into mitochondrial matrix; protein insertion into mitochondrial inner membrane.